Molecule: messenger RNA, 1254 nt
Organism: Australozyma saopauloensis
Lineage: Eukaryota; Fungi; Ascomycota; Pichiomycetes; Serinales; Metschnikowiaceae
Exons: 1
Coding region: 1-1254 (417 amino acids)
Source: RefSeq, a predicted model, not a curated record
AUGCAACAAACUAGUCGAGGUACUCCAAAUGAACACGAAGCUCAAUUUCAGGGCAUUUUCGCUGGAAGAGACGCCAGUGGAGCCUCCGCUGGGAGUGACGCCAGUGGAGCCUCCGCUGGGAGUGACUCUGCUCCUGAGAACACUGAUGGGGUCGCCCAACAGCGAGUUAAUGAUUUGGAAGGAGGUCGCGUGCGUGUGCAAGUGAACAUCCACGGACAGUUAAUUUUGUGCACUUUAAUGAUGAUUCAUAUUCUCUGGACCGAAUACUUGAACAAAGCAAAGGAAGCUCUUGGUGUGGAUGAUUACCAACGGUUUUUGGAAAGUAUUCAAACUUUCAGAUCGGUAGUUUACGAUGGACUUACACUGCUUGUCAAUUUAAACGAUGAUACCAUGUCGACUAUCCGCUUAAUGGCAGGGGGCCAAUUCAUUCCAGCAACUGAGUUCAGAGUCACUUUGCUUCAGAAGUAUCAAGAACUCAGGGACAGAGUCAACCGCUUUGCAUCAACUGUGUUCCCUGACAAUCCUUGGGGUCGUCGGGCGAGUCGCCUUAGGAACAAAGUGAUCCGUAAACUUAACGAGGAUGCUCAGCUGAUAAUGUACUACUACGGUUAUAUGAUGCCGCGCUUCAGAGAAAUGGCUAUUGAGGGACAGAAGUUGAAACCGGGGUUCAAACAUGAAAAAACGAAUCUCUUCUUCGGUAUCUUAGGAACUUUGGCAUGGCUUUUCGGAAGUAUUCCCUCAGUGUCUGCACUGGAAAUGGCUAACGAAACGACGGCUUUUUUCGCAAACAUGGCCGUGGUUUAUCUGGAUCCACUCUUCAAGAAUCACAAGUCUUUGCCAUGGAAGUAUUGGACAUCUGCACAUAGAGUCUCGGUGUGUCUCAGCUCAUGUCUCUCAAUACUUUUGUCCAUCUAUUUGGUGGUUCUCAUCUUCAAACCCAGCCUUAUCCAAGACCUCCGGCACAAAUAUAGUGCGGAAAGAAAAGAAUCUUAUGAAAAGUGGAAGAGUAUCAGAGAGUCCCUCAAUGAAGCUUGGCCUAAGGACUUAUCGAAAGAGGAUUUCACCCCGGUCGGCCCUUCUGGGGUUCGGAUCGAUGGUAGUGACUUGGUGUCUGUUUACAAGGAAUUUCUCGCAAGAGUGGAGAUCAACACUUGCUGGGUAGAAGUGCGCGCCGAAGAGGUUCUCAGCGACUUUCCGUCAACGAAGAAAAAUCAGGCUCCUCCAAGACCCCCAACUCAAGCUCAUACCAGGUAA